This is a messenger RNA of Zootermopsis nevadensis, 5054 nucleotides long. RefSeq lists its product as uncharacterized. Gene Ontology annotation, biological process: regulation of gene expression. Gene Ontology annotation, molecular function: sequence-specific DNA binding. Gene Ontology annotation, cellular component: nucleus. The record is from RefSeq and is a predicted model, not a curated record. Lineage: Eukaryota; Metazoa; Arthropoda; Insecta; Blattodea; Termopsidae.
GAAUCUGAUAUCCACCCCUCUCAUUCAACAGUUUUCGUUUGUGCUUUGAAAUACCGCAUAACAAUAUUUUGUGACGUUGGUUAUACUGCAAAAAUGCAAUUGAACAUUUGAAAACAAAACACGCGUGCUGAGUUUCGCUUCUCUAUGUGCACAUCUUUUCCCUAGUGUUUCUCCUAACCUAAAAAUGGUUAUUUACAAUUGCUGUGCAAUUAGUUGUGGAAAUAACAGAACAAACAGGCCAGGCUUAAAGUUUUUUCGAUUACCAUGUAACAGUUCUGAGAGAAUGUGGGAAUGGAUUGUAAACUUAGGAAGAGUGGAUCUGCUGAGCAAAGACAUGAAUGAAUUAUGUUCAUAUAUUGUUUGUGCAGAGCAUUUUGAAAUGCAUUACUUUUUGAAUGAACAGAGGAGAAAACUUGUGCAUAAUGCUGUGCCAACUAUUUUUAAUCAUUACUCACAUGAUGGGGAUGUCCCGCUCAUCCUUGAAACUUUAAACAGGAUUCAGAAUGAGGCUGCAGCAUUGGAUGGUUGUGAUGAACACAUACAAGAACCAGCGCAGUGUAGCCAAAAAUUUCCAGAAGAAACAAAAUCUCUUGCUGUUAACUCACAACGUGGUGCAACCAAAUCAUACAAAUGUCAACUGUGCAAUGAGAUUUUCCUCAGUGCCCAUGAGUUGUUUUCACAUGAGCUCAAAAACCAUGAACAUGUUGGAACAUCACAAACUAACCAAAUUAAGAAACCGUCAUUACAGAUGCGAGGUCAGUGUGAGGAAAUUUUCAGUUCUAAGAAUGGUGUAUAUCAGACUGAGAUACAUGAUAGGAAUCCACGGGCAGAGGCUCUUAACAUGAGAAAUUCACAUAAGGAACAAACAGGCAUUUGCAACAUGGGACAGGAGCAAGAUGGAAAUGAACAAGCAGAACAGAAACCUGAGGAGCAAUAUAGAUGCAGGUUAUGUACAGAAAUUUUCAGUUCAUUGAGUGAUUCACUGCAACAUGAAAUUAAACAUGGCCGGGAAGUAGACGCUAAUACUGAUAAUGUUAAUAGCAAACAGGACACCACAGAGGAGCAUAUUAGUGUGUACAUGUGCCAUCUGUGCAAGAAAAUUUUCAGUUCAGAGACAGAUGUUUCGAUGCAUGAAAUUCGGAAACACGGCAGUGUCACUUCUGACCAGAAUGUAUAUGUUGUAUCUGAAGAAUUGUUUACUUCAGGAAGUGACUCUCAAGACCAUAACAAAGAGCCUGAAUUUUUACAGCAAGGUGAUGAUUAUUUUGAAUCCAGCAUAUCAAAGAAAGAGGAAGGAAGUGCAUCUGAAACAAUUAAGUUUCCUGAGCGAAUGACAUCAUCUACAUCUCAAGAGACGCCUUUACCAUAUAAAUGCCAUACUUGUGGCAAAUCUUUUGAAACAAAAUGUCACCUCUUUUAUCAUGAUCUUGAGGUCCAUGUUGGAAUCACAAAACCAGGAAAUGUACAAUCAACAACUUCUAAUGAAGGGGGAAUGAAGAGAAUAGCAAAGCGUACCCUUGAACAAAAGCCGAUGAAAGUGAAGGUAAAAGAAAAACAGAAAGUAGAUGCGCCUAAAGCGAAGCAACUAACAAUAAAGAAAAUAUGGAAAGCAGAUGCUCGAGAUAGGAUUAUUGAAAAAAUUAUUAUGAAAGAAAGAAUAAUAAAGGGAAAAGGAAUGAAAACUAAAGUGGAAGGUGAAAAACUUCAUGAACAUAUACAAAAGAAUAUUGAAGUUUUCACUGGAAAGAGCCCAUGGAAAGAAAAAUCAGAUGAAAUAGGGGGAGAAAAUAAAGUGGUUGUACAGAGUGGUCAGACACAACAAAGGACAUUUGUAAUAAUAAAGAAAGGAUCACAGAGUGGGGAAGGAAAUCAGAAGGUAUCAUUAGAUGUCAUUACAAAUUAUGUGCUCUCACAAUCACAAGUUAAGCAGUUUCUGAUGAAUGAUGGUGACUGGUAUAAAGAAUUAUGUAAAACCAUAUAGCUAUAUUACAUGUCUUAUACGUAAUUCCCCGAAUAUUCAGAGUUGAUUAGGUUGAAGCUUUCACAACUUAUUAAUGAAAGUUUAUUUUUAUAUUAAUGGAGUAUUCACAAGCUGUAUUCAUAAUAUUAAUUUGAAUAUAUGGGUUGAAUGCUCUAAGGUGGAAUUUAUGUAUGCUAUUUACUUACAGUAGCCUGAUAUUUCAUGUAUUUCUUGCCGUUUAUGGAUUAUCAGUCUCUACAGCCAUAAGUAACACCCAGCAGGUAUUGAAACACAAAACAUGUUAUUUUUCUUGCUAUUUAGGUACAUUCACAACUGCAAGUUGCAAAGUGUACCUGUUAGAUUUGCCAAAUCUGUCCACAUGUAACAGCUUGAAAACUGCUGAACAGACUUUAAUGAUAUUCCAUAUUGAGUUUACUUAAAUUUGUUGACACAUUCCACUUUUGAUUUAUAUCAGACUAGUCUAAAUUAUUUGGACAGUUCUGUGCAACGUGUCACUACAUUCAUACCUGGUGGAUAAAAAUGACCUGUACUACCUUAUAAAAGAAAAUCAGGUGACAUUAAUAGCAUCCAUUGUCCUUGAAAUUAACAUAAUUAUUUUUGGAACUCUGUAUAUAACUGUAGUCAAGCCAGAAUGGUGUUUGAGUACUUGUUUGAAUGCUGGGGCACUUCCCUGGCACUUAUUUUAGCCAUUUUUUAGAGAAUAGCUAUUAAUACCUAAUUCACUGUAAUGACAGAAGAAGGAAUUACUUCUAAGAUGUCAUAUAUAGCAACCGUGUACCUUCGCAUGAGUUAAAAUACAAAAGUUAGUAGAAUGGAGGAAGGAUGGAAGUAUAAAAUUAUAGGUUAGGAUACAUAAUUAUCAUAAACUUAUUAUCUAAAUAAAUUUUAAUUCUCAUUGACACAUCAAAACAAUCACACAACAACUCACACACACAUCCAAAUCUACAGCUAUUGCGUGAUCAUGCUUAUGCAAUUAUAUGCUUUUAUUUUUAGUGAUUUUCUUUUUUGUUUAUAAAGACAAAGAUUUUCUGUUUUAAUGAUGCCAUUUUUGUGGCACUUUCCAUGUGGGUAUUGCAUUAUAGAAAAAGUUGGCAAUACAAAGACAUAUGAUUCACUUUGAUUUGUAGAAAAGUUUGCUGUUACACUGCAGAAGAUAACAGGAUACAUACAUCUGCACAGCGAUAAACAACAACAAUGGGACAGCGUGUGUGUCUCAUUCUCUGUAUAAGACACUUAGUUAUGUCAUAUCAAUCUUGUUGCAUUCAAAUAAGAGACACGUCAUACACAAGGCUAGCCUGUCAAAAUAUACCAGGUCUUAUUGUAACAAAACUCUACCACAGCAUUGACAAUAACAUCUUCCUCCUUGUGACAGAUUCCAUGCCAUAUAUUCAAAAUAAAUUAUAAAUAUUUCCAAUUUUGUUAAUGCUUUUACUGUAACUGAUCCAUACAAAUUUUGAUUUAAAAUCAUAUUUGGUGGAAUGACAGGCAUUGCAGAAUGUACUUUUAUUAACAUGAUGCUGCAGUGUAUAUAUUUAAUAAUUUAUUCUUGAAAGCGCAUACUCUACUUUCAUAAAUAUGCAUAUAAUCAAAUGAUGUAGUAGAUAACACAUUUAUGUGAUUGCAGACUAUUUUUUUUAAGAAUGACUUUAGACUAUGACUGAAGCACAUUCACAGACCAUCAACUUUUCGUUUGUGGAUGAUAUAGUUUUAUUUUAGUUUUAUGUUUGCCUGGCAACCUUUUAUAAAUGUCAAGGGGAAAAAAAGAACAUGAUUUUGUCUGCUUCCUUAAUGGAUUUUUGGGUUUGAAUUGCACCAGAUGUUUAUGUUAUGUAUUAAAAUAUAAAUUCAUUGACUGUUCCUCAGUCCUGUUGUAUGAAACUCCAAAACUCUACUGGAGUUUUAAAGCAAAAUGAAUCUCACAGAAUUGACUAUGUUAUAGGUGAUGCAAUAUCAGUCAGAGCUGUCACCAACAAACCAUUUUGCAUCUUUAUACAAUUUUCAUGUGAAAUUUACUGCAGAAUUUACACUUUAGGAUACAACUAGUACUCGGCAAUAACUAUAAUGUUGCAUGAAAGCUGUCACAUGCUUUUAUGGUUAGUCAACUGUCAACUUAUCUCUUUUCUGUUUUGUCUAAAAUCAUACUUAUAACAUACCCAUUUUAUCUAGUAAAAUAAUGUACUGUAAAGUAAUUGCAUUCUGUUCUCAAAAAAUAUUGUCCUUCUUGUGGCCAUGUUGUUUGUAGAACAGACUAACUUGAUGCCAUGCUAGUGUCUCCUACUGACAGAAUGUUAAUGAGAGUUGCCACCAACAGAAUUAUUUCCAUAAUGGAGGAAAGAACUAAAGAUGAAUUCUCUAGUUAAUCCUAGAGCAGGUAUGAGCUUAAAAUCAAUUAUGUUACUGUCAUAGAUAUAUGAAACACAGUAUAACUAAUCUGUAAUAACAACUGUACACUAUUUGUAAAAUUAUUAAUUUGAAACAACAAGAAAGGUUAUCAAAUAACACACCAAAGCAAGUAUUCAAAUCCAUUAAUAUCUCAUUUGUCUCCUUGUAUCACUGUCUGAUGAGCCCACAUCCAGCAAAUGUUCUUCCCUACCUCAUAAUAUAUAACUUGAUGUAUUUGCAUAUAUUUUCUGUCUAAAGGUACUAUGGACAGCUAUCAUUGAAAGAUAAAGAAAUCUGUUCCAUAAUGAGAUUGUGAUAGAAGAAUGAUUUAUUUGCCUUAAAAAUGUAAUGUUAAUUUCUGAAACAAGUGUCAGUGGCUUUUAAAUUUAGUACCAUUAUCCUGCUCUAGAAUUUAAAAUUUCCAACAUCCAGUACUUCAACUCAGCAACAUGUAAAAGCUUCCACAAUGUACAUAAAUGAACACAUGGAGGAAACGUGUUAUGAAAAUACAAGAACCAAGACUUAAACUUUACAAUGUAUACAAGCACAUUUCUGUAUGAUUUAAAACACAGAUUUAUCACAAUGAACUUUAAUUCUUAAGCAUAUGUCUUAAGUUAAAGUUAUGAAACAUAUACUUAUUACCAUUACUGUUUCUGACUGCAUCUCUUAUAAUACAUACUUUGUUACAUGA